AUGGCAGACUCCAAUCUCAAGCCCUUUAGCAUCAACAACAUUAAGUCAUUUGUUCCCUUGAUUCUUGACCUGAAUCAACUGAACUAUGACUACUGGAGAGUCCUGUUUGAGACCCACUGUAGAGCUUAUGGAGUUUAUGGUCACCUUGAUUGCUCCUCCCGUCCGAAGGAUGCCAAGGACGAGCCAUGGCACAAUCUUGACAUUCUCGUUGCCAUGUGGAUCUAUGUCACUCUCACUCAGCCUCUUCUCACCAUGGUGCUCAAAAGUGGUUACAAGGCUCGAGACGUCUGGAAAGCACUUGAAGACCUUUUCCGAGACAACAAAGAUGCAUGUGCUAUAGAACUGGAGAAUGAACUGCGCUCUAUGCUACUUGGGGACCGAACCAUUGUUGACUACUGUCAGAAACUCAAUGUUGUUGCUGAACUUUUAGCAAACAUCGAGUCUCCUGUCCCCGAGAAGACCUUGGUCGUGCAUCUCCUCAAUGGCUUGGGUCCAAAGUUUGACAACAUUUCCACUGUUAUUCGCCAUCGUGAGCCACUUCCCAACUUCCUUCAAGCCUGCUCCAUGCUUGUUCUUGAAGAACAACGGUUUGAUCGGACUCAUCCUUUGCAUGCUGCCCACUCGGAUCAUUCUUCAUCUUCUCAGGUUCUCCAUAUUGCAACUGAUGGGUCUCAAUCUCAGCCCUGGGGAACCUUACCCAUGCCCCAAAUCGCAACAACCACAACCGAGGACCACCACGCGACAAUCGUCGCAACAAUAGUCGCGACAGCCGUCGCCAGCAGCCCCCGGCUAGAUGUCAACAACAGCAGCAACAGCGUCCUCAACAGUCGCUUCCUUGUUAACGAAAUCUUGAAAGGCUGGUCGGAGACCAAACCAAUUCGUGAUUUCUAUUUUUAG
Molecule: messenger RNA, 897 nt
Organism: Lactuca sativa (garden lettuce)
Lineage: Eukaryota; Viridiplantae; Streptophyta; Magnoliopsida; Asterales; Asteraceae
Source: RefSeq, a predicted model, not a curated record